Messenger RNA from Opisthorchis viverrini, 828 nucleotides. RefSeq lists its product as hypothetical. Gene Ontology annotation, cellular component: PCNA complex. The record is from RefSeq and is a predicted model, not a curated record. The coding region runs from base 1 to 783 and encodes 260 amino acids. Gene Ontology annotation, biological process: translesion synthesis; leading strand elongation; regulation of DNA replication. The transcript is spliced from 5 exons. Gene Ontology annotation, molecular function: DNA polymerase processivity factor activity; DNA binding. NCBI's taxonomy places the organism in Eukaryota, Metazoa, Platyhelminthes, Trematoda, Opisthorchiida, Opisthorchiidae.
AUGUUCGAGGCCCGCCUCAACCAAGCUGAUAUUUGGAAGAAGGUCAUCGAUGCAAUCAAGGAUUUGGUGCAGGAGGCUACUCUUGAUUGCACCGAAAAUGGCAUUAGUCUUCAAGCUAUGGACAACGCGCAUGUCAGCCUGGUUUCUCUCUUGCUAAGAAGUGAUGGAUUUGAAACGUAUCGGUGUGACCGGAAUCUUUCUUUGGGGCUUAACAUUGGAAGUACUGCCAAAAUUUUGAAGUGCGCUAGUGGGACUGAUGCGGUCACUCUUAAAGCCGGUGACAAAGCCGAUACGCUUACUUUCGUUUUUGAGUCAAGAAACCAGGAGAAGGUUUCAGACUUCGAGAUCAAGCUUAUGGAUCUUGAUGUAGACCACCUUGGCAUACCAGAUACUGACUACAAAUGUGUGAUUAAAAUGCCAUCCUCUGAGCUGCAGCGCAUUUGCCGCGAUCUCAGCCAAAUCGGAGAUUCCGUUGUUAUUUCUGUUGCCAAAGACGGCGUGCUCUUCAGCUCUACUGGCGAUCUCGGGACUGGCAACAUCAAACUGUCGCAGUCUGCCAACGCUGACAAGCCCGAGGAAUCCGUUUCGAUAGAGAUGAAUGAGGCUGUCAGCAUGACCUACUCUUUGCAUUAUUUCAAUAUCUUCACUAAGGCUACACCUCUUUCGAGCCAAGUUGUGCUUUCUUUGACAGAAAAUGUGCCCGCAGUGGUCGAAUUCAACAUUGAAGACUUGGGAUAUAUCCGUUACUAUUUGGCUCCAAAGAUCGAAGAUGAUGCUGAUUAAACUUUGGGUGGUGCCUGUGCACACUUGACGUAUAUUUUUGUACAU